Messenger RNA from Metarhizium album ARSEF 1941, 1299 nucleotides. RefSeq names its product UBA-like protein. Gene Ontology annotation, biological process: ubiquitin-dependent protein catabolic process. Lineage: Eukaryota; Fungi; Ascomycota; Sordariomycetes; Hypocreales; Clavicipitaceae. Gene Ontology annotation, molecular function: ubiquitin binding; ubiquitin conjugating enzyme binding. The transcript has 4 exons. Bases 1 to 1299 code for a protein of 432 amino acids. Gene Ontology annotation, cellular component: cytoplasm. The record is from RefSeq and is a predicted model, not a curated record.
AUGUCGACUCCAACAGAACCGCCUGGGUUUAACCAGAACAAAACCUCGACAGAAUCCGGCGCCGAAUCACCUACGACUGCCAGACCGCUGGAGAUGGACGACGACGACGCGCAAGACACCAGCGUGAUCGCUGACGAUGGCCCAGGCGCCAAAACCGGAACUGGUUCCAACACGAUUAUUCCAGGUACACCCACGACCGCAACCCCUGGUGGCGAGCCAAAAGCGCAAGGCUCGCCAAUCGAAGCCGCGCCACCGAAGCCUCCUCGACCCGUGACUGAAAGUCAGAAGAAUGAGAUGAUUCUGAAAGAAGCAUUCCCAACCGUAGAUGGCAAUGUCAUCAAAGCCGUCCUGAGGGCCAGCGGAGGCAAAGUUGAGCCGGCAUUUAAUGCGCUCUUGGAAAUGACCGACCCCGAUGCCGUCAAGAACGAGCCCGAAGAAAUCCCCCCACCACAACCCCCUCGUCCUCAAGGCCGAGCCCAGAUGUCCCAAGUCGAAGCAGAUGAGCUCUACGCCCGUCAGCUAGCCGAGCAUUAUGACAACGUUGGUGCAUAUGAAGCUCGUACCUCGAACCGUUCCCGAGAUGCUGGGCAACAUCAGGGAUGGGAUGGUGAUGAACGAGAGCACAGCUUCAUCGAUGACGAUUUGCCUGUGAUUCGCGAGAACUUGCGUAAGGGGUUCCUAGACACGCAAAGCAAAGUCAAUGGCUGGAUCACAGGCCUGCGAAAGAAGAUUGAAGAAAGCUUCGAUGAAAGCGAAGAGUCCACGCAACGACAGGGACAGCCUCUUCGCCGUCAGGGCGAGACGAGUCGCCGAAGCGGUGACUAUGAUCGUUACGAUGCGGAUCCCCAAGUGCUUAGUGACGAUUUCGCAGGAAUCCGGUUGUCCGCCGACGGAUCCGCUGCUCAAGGUAGACCGAUGGUUAACUCUGGCAUUCACCGACCUCCUCCGCCGUUGAGCUCCCCGAGAGCUGGUAAUGGACGAAGAGUAGGAUUCAAAGACGAAGCUGAGGAGAUCAACAUGUAUGAUGCUUCGCCCGCAGCCACCCCGAAGGACACACCUCAAAGCUCAAGCACCAAGACCAGCAAGUGGCAACCGCUGUCUACGGUCGAGCCCAGUCCCAUCACGGACAAUGAUCCCUUCAGCCUCGGCGACAGUGAAGAUGAGAAGGAGCCAAGCAAGGAGAAGCCCAAGGAUUCCAAAUUGGACGACAACGAGCGUCUUAAGAAGGCUGCCGCUGAAGCCAUGGCCGACAGCUUGGUGGAGGAUAAGGACGGGGCGCCGGCAGACAAAAAGGAAUAG